AUGGCUUCAAAAAUCCAUACAAAUAAAACAGAUAUAGUGCUUUCCAACAAUCAGUCGACCAACUAUAGCCAUGAACAGAUUGAACUAAAUCAUCAACGCAAUGAACAAAACCAACAACAGAACCGAUCGAAACGAUCUCGAAAAAAGCCAAUUAAAAUACCAUUUACCGAGGCUGUGGGAGCUCAACAACAAACUACACCAACAGUUGGACAACAUAGUCAAAACAAUCGAACUGUACAAAAAUUAUCAACAUCGCAGACUAAAGACAAAUCACUGGACAAAGUGCAAACAGAUCAAACAACGAUUAUCAUCGAAGAACCAAUUUGUAAGCAUUUGGAAUUAUUAAAUUUUUGCUUUAAUCAAACUUUGGUCAAGCAUUAUUUAACCAAAGACGGUGCUCAACAACGAUUGAUCGUAUAUAAUAAAUUAUAUAAUAUUAUCGUCGCCAAACGACCAGGACUUUGCUAUGAGCCUCGUAUCGAUAUUGAUCAUGAUCUGCCGUAUAUUGAUUUACUUGUAUGUGAUUCGAACAUAAAUGUGCGAUUAACAUCUGGCUACAACAAAGCAAUUUACCUGUCGAAAUUGAUUCAAAUUUAUACAAAAUUUGAUCAACGUGUUCUUCAAUUAUUUCGACUUUUACGUAUUCUCGCAAAGGUAAGCAACAUUGACAGACCAGAUUUGGGCACUCUUCAUCCGGUAGUUUUUCAUCUAAUGAUUAUUCACUUUUUACAACAACUUGAAGAACCGAUUUUACCAUGUCUUCAUGAAUAUGUGUUUGGUGUUAAACCUCUACCAAUACAACUAAAAGACAAUCAAUAUAAUGAUUUCUUUCGUUUAUGCAACGCAUAUACUCGUACAUGGAAAUCAAAAAAUACAAUUAACAUGGAAAUGCUUUUUUUUCAACUCUUAUCGUAUUAUGUUGAAAAAUUUGAUACAGAAAAAUUCAUUAUAUCUAUACAAACUCGAAUGCCAGUUUUAAGAAUCGGUAGAACUGUUAACGAUAAAGUGCAAGAAUUGCUCAACAGUUUCAACUUGCAAACAGUAGUUCUACCAAAUUUAAUAUCAGCAACUGAUGAAUCUCAUUCUGAAUCAACCAUGAAAGCACUUCCUGUAGUUAAUUCAAAUACUGAACAUUUAUUAUCCAGCCAGGAUGAGACGAUUCCGACAAUUUCAUUAGAAACUAAUUCUACUGCGUUCUUCUACGAUUUUCAAGCAGAAAAUUUUGGUGCUGAACAGGGUGCUCCAGUAGCAUGUGUUUCAUGCUAUGAAAAUGGUCAUAUCAAGUCCAACUGUCCUAAAGAGUCAAAACCAAAUGUGAUAGAAAUAAGCCAAGAAUGGGAAAAUAUUCUUUCUAAACUUUGUCGAUACAUUACUGAACGUCAUAAACCAACAAGAAAAGAUAUUGAAAAUCGUAAAGAUCUUGUGCGUCAACUUCAAAUUCAAUAUCAAAAAAUCUAUCCCGGCUGUAAAUUACAACCAUAUGGCUCAUCUUGUAAUGGUUUUGGUUUUCAACAAAGUGAUCUUGAUGUGUGUAUACAUAUAUGGAAAAAUAAACAAAUUUGGAACAAAAAAAACGAGCCGAAUACAAUGUCAUCUGGUGCUCUAUGGAUUGCUUUUUUACGUUAUUAUACACAAGAUUUUAAUUAUAAAAAACGUAUUGUUACAAUUCGGCAAUAUGAACCGUUAUUACGUGUUGAUAAAAAAUGGUAUAGUGACAUAAUUGCUAUUGAAGAUCCAUUCGAAUUGUAUCGUAAUCUAGCUGAAUAUAUUCGAGUAAAGGAAUGGACAAUUAUUCGUAAUGUAUUUAUACGUGUUCAAGAUCAUUUUUGUUUUCAACCAGCAAAUAUUAAUAUGAUGGACUUGGAUAUGUCAUCAAUUCAGGAACAUUUCUUUAAUAUCAAUGAAUUAAAUCGAAAGAGUCCAACUGAAUCACUUCAAACAUGUAAUGACACUAUUAAAAACAUCGAUAAACAAUCUGAAAAAUUGAAGUCAUCAGUUUACAUUACUGUCGCUUCUGAUAUUACUCUUCCUGAACAUCAUUUACAUUUGGUCGAUUAG
Messenger RNA from Adineta steineri, 2058 nucleotides. Lineage: Eukaryota; Metazoa; Rotifera; Eurotatoria; Adinetida; Adinetidae. The record is from the annotation of a GenBank genome assembly.